AUGAUGGAAGAGAAGAGUGCGCAAGAUAUUGAAAAUGUCUCGGGCGCUGGCGGGGGAAAGUAUCCAGGUCUCGACACUGAUACCAAUUUGCCAGUCCUGGACGGCGAUGCCGAUGAGAAAGCUUUGGUCUGGAAGCAGGAUCUACGGAUCGUUCCGCUUUGCGCUGCUAUCUACCUUUUAUGUUAUCUAGAUCGAUCUAAUAUCGGAAAUGCCAAAAUUCUGAAUCAAGACACUCAUAAUGACCUUCUUUCUGAAACAAAUAUGACUUCCUUCCAGUUCACAAUUGCACUUAUGGUUUUUCUGAUCGCGUAUGCACUCUUCGAAGUGCCCUCCAACUACUUUUUAAAAAAGUUGAGACCUAGCAGAUGGAUUGCUUUUCUUAUGCUCUCGUGGGGUGCUACUACCGUGGGUCUUGGGGGAGUUCACAACUAUGCCCAAGUGACUGGCCUGCGCUUUCUACUUGGCGUAAUGGAGGCAGGCCUCUUCCCAGGUUUUGUCUACUACCUAACAUUUUGGUAUCGAAACUCUGAGCGUUCGAUGCGCGUGGCUUUGAUUUUAGCGUCGGCAACUCUAGCAGGUGCCUUUGGUGGGGCCAUUGCAUUUGGGGUUGGGCACAUGAAUGGUGCGCAUGGCUUAUCUGCUUGGAGAUGGUUGUUCAUUAUUGAAGGGGCACCUUCAUGUGCUUCGGCGGUUUUGGUCUGGUUUUUCUUGCCUGACUAUCCAGAGUCGGCCCACUGGCUUUCCGCUGAGGAGAAGGACUUUGCGGCGCGGCGUUUAGCGACGGAGGGCUCAAAGGGCUCUUCCCAUGCCAUGUCAUGGGAGGACGCCAAAGCUGUACUUGUGGAUUGGCGGUUGUAUGCCCAUUAUGCGGUAUACUUUGGCAUUUCCACUCCUUUUUCGAGUCUCUCUCUCUUCACGCCUGCCAUCACUGCGGGUCUCGGGUACUCCAAUCUUCGCGCCCAAUUAAUGACAGUACCUCCAUACGCUGUUGCGUAUGUUGUGACAGUUGCUGUGGCCUGGUCUGCGGAUUACUUCAAUAGUCGUGGACUUCAUUCUGCCAUAUUUUCCUUCGUUGGCGCAAUGGGAUUUUUAGCAUCCGCAGUCCUUCCUGCCGAGGCCUACUUGGUAAGCUUUCAAAUUAGCAUCGAUAUGGCUGCCUCAUUGUUGCGACAAGUGGGGCAUUUGCUUGUAUCCCCCCCACUCCUAGGAUGGCUUUCCUCAAACCUCCACUCGACUGCAGGGGCAGGCCUGGCCAUCGCGUUGAACGUGUCAUUUGGAGCUCCAGGCCAAAUUGUUGGGGUUUGGAUCUACAAGAGCGAUGAGGCAAAAACGGGCUAUCCGACGGGCCAUUGGACAAAUGCCGCGUUGCUUCUCUUUGUAACAACGGGAUGUAUUUUGCUGAGGUUUUACUAUGCGUGGAGGAAUAAACGACGAAACGGUGAUGGAACUGGGAAGAUGUUUGCAUAUUAG
Penicillium manginii is the source of this 1470-nucleotide messenger RNA. RefSeq lists its product as uncharacterized. Bases 1 to 1470 code for a protein of 489 amino acids. Lineage: Eukaryota; Fungi; Ascomycota; Eurotiomycetes; Eurotiales; Aspergillaceae. Gene Ontology annotation, cellular component: membrane. The record is from RefSeq and is a predicted model, not a curated record. The transcript is spliced from 8 exons. Gene Ontology annotation, molecular function: transmembrane transporter activity. Gene Ontology annotation, biological process: transmembrane transport.